This is a messenger RNA of Mucor velutinosus, 336 nucleotides long. RefSeq lists its product as uncharacterized. Gene Ontology annotation, cellular component: eukaryotic 43S preinitiation complex. Lineage: Eukaryota; Fungi; Mucoromycota; Mucoromycetes; Mucorales; Mucoraceae. Gene Ontology annotation, biological process: translational initiation. Bases 1 to 336 code for a protein of 111 amino acids. Gene Ontology annotation, molecular function: translation initiation factor activity; RNA binding; ribosomal small subunit binding. The transcript has 3 exons. The record is from RefSeq and is a predicted model, not a curated record.
AUGGCUGAUCUCGAAGACCUCAACAAGCCCUUUGACCCUUUUGCCGACGUCGAAGAAGAGCAAGGUGUUACUCAAACCAACUACCUUCAUCUCCGUAUUCAACAACGUAAUGGCAGAAAGACCUUGACCACCCUCCAAGGGUUGCCCAAAGAAAUUGACAGCAAACGUUUAUUGAAGGCAGUAAAGAAGGCAUUCGCCUGUAACGGUACAGUCGUUGAAGACGAGGAGCACGGUGAAAUUAUCCAAAUGCAAGGUGAUCAACGUGUCAAGAUGGCUGAAUUCUUAGUAAACGAAGGUAUCGCUAAGAAGGCUGAAAUCAAGGUUCACGGUUUCUAA